This is a messenger RNA of Peromyscus maniculatus bairdii (prairie deer mouse), 6354 nucleotides long. RefSeq names its product Ral GEF with PH domain and SH3 binding motif 1 (gene Ralgps1). Gene Ontology annotation, molecular function: guanyl-nucleotide exchange factor activity. Gene Ontology annotation, biological process: Ras protein signal transduction. Gene Ontology annotation, cellular component: plasma membrane. NCBI's taxonomy places the organism in Eukaryota, Metazoa, Chordata, Mammalia, Rodentia, Cricetidae. The record is from RefSeq and is a predicted model, not a curated record.
CGGUUCCUACUGCGGCUGGGCACCGGCUGGGCUCCCGCGUCGGCCCCGCGUUUCAAGCUUGCGCCCGGCCUAGCCUCAACCCGGCUUGGCCCGGCCCGGGCCUCAGAACGAAGGCGCCGCUGCCGCUGGGCCUCUCGCAGGGCCAUGAGGAAGCGGCGGCAGCCCCUGUGGCCCGCGUCAAGGUGACCAGCCGGGACUGCGGCGGUGAGAGAGGCGGCAGGUUAUGUCACCAGCAGAGGUGGCACCGAAGCUCCCAGAGGCCUGGAGACUAUGUACAAGAGGAAUGGUCUGAUGGCUAGCGUGUUGGUCACCUCCGCCACUCCGCAGGGCAGCAGCAGCUCAGACUCUCUGGAGGGCCAGAGCUGCGACUAUGCCAGCAAGAGCUACGACGCUGUUGUCUUUGAUGUUCUGAAAGUGACUCCUGAGGAGUUUGCCAGUCAGAUCACACUGAUGGACAUCCCUGUGUUCAAAGCCAUCCAGCCGGAGGAAUUGGCCAGCUGCGGAUGGAGUAAGAAGGAGAAACACAGCCUUGCCCCUAACGUUGUGGCCUUUACCCGGAGGUUCAACCAGGUCAGUUUUUGGGUCGUACGAGAAAUUCUAACAGCACAGACUUUAAAAAUAAGGGCAGAAAUCCUGAGCCAUUUUGUGAAAAUAGCCAAGAAACUUCUAGAACUCAACAACCUUCAUUCUCUCAUGUCUGUGGUAUCAGCAUUACAAAGUGCUCCCAUCUUCAGGCUGACAAAAACCUGGGCUCUUUUGAAUCGUAAAGACAAGACUACUUUUGAGAAACUGGACUACCUGAUGUCCAAGGAAGACAACUACAAGCGGACUCGGGACUACAUCCGAAGUCUGAAGAUGGUACCCAGUAUUCCCUAUCUAGGAAUCUACCUUCUGGAUUUGAUCUACAUUGAUUCUGCAUACCCUGCCUCUGGCAGCAUCAUGGAAAACGAACAAAGAUCCAACCAGAUGAACAACAUCCUCCGGAUCAUUGCUGAUUUGCAAGUUUCCUGCAGCUAUGAUCACCUCACGACCCUGCCACACGUGCAGAAGUACCUGAAGUCUGUGCGCUACAUUGAGGAGCUCCAGAAGUUUGUGGAAGAUGAUAACUACAAGCUGUCACUCAGAAUCGAACCAGGAAGCAGCUCUCCAAGACUGGUCUCUUCCAAGGAAGAUCUUGCAGGCCCCUCUGCUGGCUCCAGCUCGGCCAGGUUCCGCCGGAGGCCCACCUGUCCUGAUACAUCUGUAGCUGGCAGCCUCCCCACGCCACCAGUCCCCAGACACAGGAAGAGCCACAGCCUGGGCAACAAUAUGAUGUGUCAGUUGAGUGUAGUUGAAAGUAAGAGUGCAACAUUCCCAUCGGAGAAGGCCAGGCACCUGCUGGACGACAGCGUCCUAGAGUCCCGCAGCCCCCGCAGGGCUCUCACCCUCGCCUCCUCCACUGCCAUCACCAACGGACUCUCCCUAGGCAGUAGUGAGAGCUCAGAGUUUAGUGAAGAGAUGUCUGCAGGGCUGGAAAGCAGGGGACGUCUCUACGCCACACUGGGGCCCAACUGGCGGGUUCCAGUUCGGAGUUCUCCCAGAACUCGGAGCUGUGUCUACAGCCCCACGAGCCCUUGCACCUGUACUGUGGGCAGCUCGGCCACUGUGCCCACGAUGGAGGGACCUCUGAGACGGAAAACCUUGCUCAAGGAAGGCCGGAAGCCUGCACUGUCCUCGUGGACUAGGUACUGGGUCGUGCUCUCAGGAUCCACCCUCCUAUACUACGGAGCCAAGUCCUUGCGGGGCACAGACAGAAAACACUAUAAAUCUACACCUGGCAAGAAGGUCUCCAUCAUAGGCUGGAUGGUGCAGCUGCCUGAUGACCCAGAGCACCCGGAUAUCUUCCAGCUGAAUAACCCCGACAAAGGCAAUGUUUACAAGUUCCAGACCGGCUCCCGGUUUCACGCGAUACUGUGGCACAAGCACUUGGAUGAUGCGUGUAAAAGCAACAGGCCUCAGGUACCUGCAAACCUUAUGUCAUUUGAAUAAGUACCUGCAGGACUUGGCGUGACUUCAAAGGCUCCUGGGAGCCUGGACUAGGUCUGGUGGAGGAGAGCAGCUCUGGGCAUAAGCUGUGGGCCAAAGCACUGGAGCCUCAUAGCUGGACUCGAGGAACAUGGCCUGCAGCCUCACAGUCCUGGAUGGCUCCCCAGUGUGAGAUCCACCUGUCAACCCACAGCAACUCUCAUGACUCAUCCUGCAGCUCCACCCCACGGGGGGUUGUCAGACCCCAAACUGCGCACCCUACGCCCCCUCUCUGGGCCAUCGUCUGUCCACCAGCUGCUUCUGCACCAAGGGAGCAUCUGACCCACGCUGGGUUCUCCAUGCUUUCUGCUGCACACAGAGUGGAUGGCGUUAACCUUCAGAGGGCUGGAGAGUGGAGACGGCUGCUGGACAGGCUGCUUACACCCCAAGUGCACGGGCCGCUCAACCAGAGCCGCCUCAGAUUUUGUAUACCCCAAAAGCAUCCUCUGCGUGUGCGUGCCAUACAUGUGUGUGUGUGAGCGAGUGAGUGUGAGCUCUCUGAGAAACAUACAUUUUGGCACAAGACUUGUGACAUCACACACUUACUGGCUUUGAGGCCCUGCUUGAAGCUUUAGUUCCAGCCUUGUCCUCUAGGAAAAGUCUGAAGGGAGUCCAGAAGCUCCAUGUUAACGGUCCCUUGAGUUCUUUUACUGUAAACAAACAAUGCCUUAAAUCGUGUCUUGUUUUCUGUUCUAUGGGUGCUAUUCAUCUGGAUGGCCUGUUCCCUGGGCCCCAGGCCCUCCUAGGUCUUGUCGUUGUCAGCCUGAGGCAGAAUCAGUCUCAGGACUGUGGACUGGGCACGGGCCUGCUUGCUCCCUCCAUGAGCUCCCCUGGGGGGCCUACAGCCUUUCUCAUCUCGCCCACUCCCACCACGCUGAUGUGGGAAGUUGUGGCCUUUCUCCCAGCAGCGUGGAGCCCCCCCAGUGAUCAGUGGUCAGUCAUAUAGGAGCUCCACCACCCCAGAUUCUCCCACAGGGCAGAACUUUGCUCCUGUCUUCUCAUCCUUUACCACCACUGCCAGGGCCGGCCACAACGAUUCCUGAUCACACAGGGAGCUGAGUGACAUGGAGGCCUUAAGCCCCCUCAGUCUUGCCCCUAAAUGUAGUCACCAGCAUGUUCUCCAAGUCCAAGGGCCCAGUUGUUGAUGGCCAGGUGACAAGACAGCCAUGUCCUAGGGAGUAAGAUCUCCAGCUCUGUAUUCAUGGACAAGGACCUAUAUCCAUCCUUUUGUCAUCCAUAAGGCGACUCCCAUUUUGCACAUUUUAAUUCAAGCCCUUUAUCAUCAUAGAUGCCCUUUGUCCCUUUUCCUCUUCCUCCUUGAUCUGGGUACUCUAACCUGGGGAGCAAACCCUCAAACAAUUUUCUGGAAAAGGCUGAAUUUCUGAGUCCUUCUGGGUAUCAGGGUUUUACACAGUAACCAAUUAUCAAACCAUCCAAAAGAACUUCCAACAAUAAUCAAGAAGUUUCAAACAACAUCAUAACCAUGAACUAACCACCAGAAAACCCACCACUGUAUUACAACCAAAUGGUGACACCUCUCUAAGAAUGUUAAUGACUUGGUAGGGCAAGUUGUUGUUACCAUGGCGGUCCAUUUUGGUCAAGCCUUGCUGAUUCUGAAGCUAAACGUCCUGUGAACAGAGCCUGGAUAUUUUCAUGCCAAGAGAAGCUCCAGGUGGUAAAGUCAAUGCCAUCAAAACUUGACCACAGCUGCCUUGCAUAUCUAUCCACACCAGGGGUCCAGGUGUGUUCACCAGAUUCUACCAACAUCUCUUCCAGUUAGAAUCUAGGAGAAUGACAAUACCAAACCCUGCAGACACCUCCGACCAGAACCACGCCAUGGUCACACUUUAACCUACAUCAACCCUGAGUCUGCCUGUUAACUUCUAAAAAGUCAGAAGCCUGGAUGAAAUUGCAAGACCAGAGCAUCAGCUACUGGUUUCUUGUAGGCCUCUCCACUCUUCAGCUUCUUUUGGGUUUUCACACAUGAAAUACCAGACAUCAAAAGCCCCAGAAUUUCAGUCUCCACUCAGAUAACUUUCUGCCCUUUACAGAUCUGUCUUACCCAACACAAGUGUUUUCUUUUGGGCCUAAUCUGAAAGAGCACAAUCACAAUUAUUUUCAAAGUGUCUAAUCUCCUCCCUGAUUGAAAACCAGACUUCCCUCCCAGAAGCACCCUCACCAUGGACUCUUGAAGAAACUGUUUGGACUUCGUUAGUAAAAAACCUUGAAGGACUCUGGAGAGCCUUGAAGGUGACAGAAGAGCUCUGGAGAUAGAGUUAAAAGAUUUGAUUCUCAAGCAAGGCCAUUCAGUGCUGGUGGCCCCAGUGCUGGCUUGUCCCACAGGCUGCAGGGGAGGUGGCCAGGUCAAGUGACAGAGGCAGAAGUCCUUUGGUGGACUCUUAGCCUUGGAGGAGGCAGUUCUGUAGUUUGCUCGACUGUCCAUAGUAGACAAAUACUAUGGAGCUGCUGGAGUUGUUAAGUCACACACUGUCAUGCAGACAGACGUGGCACCCCCAAAGUGGGAGCUGUAGAAUGCUGUCGAGAAGCUGGGAGGGACAGCUGGGGGUAUUGUCACGUUCCAAGAACCACUCACUCACGAUGGGAGUAACUUCUGUCCUUUUCCAGUGUAUGAGUUUUGUAGCUCAAGGUCAGCCAAGUGCAUCCUGGCAAGCAGAAUGCCUUGUGGAGACUAGAUUUGGUGGAAAGCAGCAGAAACAUGGCCCUAAACGUGCCACUGAGAGAGUGUGGUCCCUCCCCCUCCCCUUCCCAGACCAGAUUCCAUGGGGCACUUGCCAGACUGGGAUGCUGAGCGAGUGGACACAACAGAAUUGUUGAAGGACCUGCCUUGUCUUGCCGGUCGGGUCUCUCUGUUUGUCCUUCUUACCAAGAUGGCCAGUGUUUCUCCCAUCACUUUACCUCCCAAGCCUAAGAAAAGUGGUUUGUUUUAUAUCACUUUUCAGAUAGAAACUGAUCUGUAAAACUGGGAAGCCAUUUAUAAGCCAAGGCUGCUUUAUUCUUCAAGUGGGUUCCAGAGCUCUGCACCAACAUUGUGGAUGCUUGCAACCGCUAUUGAAUAUUGCGAAAACCACAGCCUCCCUUUUGUGUGACCCUUAAAUUGGCCCUAUGUCAUAUUGAUAUGUUGGGUGAUUUCAUGUUAUAAAAAUGAAGAAAAAACACAGCAGAAACCCCCUUUGAAAUUGUAUUUAUUGCAUAAACAUUCAUUCAUAUCUUCCUGUACACCAGGCUCUACCCAGAAUGAAAAUGGCUAGAAACAAGACAAAUCCAAUUUUGGCCCUUUGUAGAACUUACCAGUCAGUGAACAAAUAAUCCCCACCUCACACACCAGCUUUGGCAAGACUCUGCUCUCCACUACCCCAGAAUACAAAUCCUGUGCAUUGGUUCUUCUAGAAAAGACUUCAGAAGGCCCAAACAAACUGCAUGGGAUUUCUGUGAGAGUCAGAUGCAUUGAGGACUAGCUGGAGUACCACCUCCCGUACUGGAGGCUAACUGGCUCUGAGCAGCCAGGUACAGAGCUGUGUUCAAGAAUGGUUACGGGAGAACCCCAAAAGAGCAGAGUGAGAGUAGGGUCUGAAUGCUUGCAGUAUUCACGGGUUCCCCGCUUCUAGUCUUUAACUUCAGUGUUAAGUUCAAACACAGUGGGAGCCACAUGUCCUUGGGAGCUGAGAACUUGGACUUGGACUUCCAUCCACCUUGUAACCUGCUGCUGCUCAAGUAUGUGUCCCGUGGACAGCCCCAAAUUCCCACUCAGAGCAGCAAGGUGAUAGAUCAUCUGCCUACUUUGGAAGGACUGUGACCAUUAUUCAGUAAUUAAAUAAUAGUAAUUCAUUUAUUAGUGAGGUAUAAUCUUUAAUAAAUUUUGUGCCAAAAUGCAUGGUUUCCCACUUAGCAUUGAAAAUGUUGCAUAGAGAGUAGUUUUCAGUUUCUUUAUGUGUUCUUCCAAGUAAACUGGAAAUGAGUUUCUACAUCUUAGUUUGUUUCUUGUUAAAUAUGCUGCAUCCUCCCAAGCUGUCUUUCCCCCAGCAGACCCUGCAUGCAGUUGUGUAAGGACUUUCUCUGCUGUCUGUAAACUGUCUCAUCUGCAAUAACCACUGAACAUCAUCCCUCCUUGGGAUUCUUUAGAUUUUUGGUGAAGUAUUUUGUUACCUCAGUCUUGUAUCAAGUUGCUGUAUUUUUCAGCUUGUUACACUGAUAAUAACUGUUUCACUAAUUAAAUACUUUAAUGUACAGACAUAUUUGUUUACUUUGAAAUUAAAUGUGUUUUCCAAUGAA